Rhagoletis pomonella (apple maggot) is the source of this 492-nucleotide messenger RNA. RefSeq lists its product as uncharacterized. The record is from RefSeq and is a predicted model, not a curated record. Bases 1 to 492 code for a protein of 163 amino acids. The transcript has a single exon. Lineage: Eukaryota; Metazoa; Arthropoda; Insecta; Diptera; Tephritidae.
AUGUCUCUGAUAGACCAAGUUGUUCUAACGCAACAACAAAGCACUAGCUUAGCAAUAAUCACAAUAACAACGGUGAGCGCAGCUCUUAUAACAACGACUACAACCACGAACUCAGAAAUGACAGCGGUUUCACAACGCAGUUCACCCACACCUGCACAAACGGCAAUUUCGGCACCAGCCCAAACCCAGCAACGCAGCUCAGCGCAAGUUGACCUACUUAAUCCAACAACCCGUACAUUGACUCAAACGGGUGUUGAUAAGUAUAUACAAGUCAAACAAAAAUUAAGCCCACAGCAACAAAAAAUUGCAAAUCCAUCGAAAAUUGCAAAGACGAAAACCACUGACAUUAACCCUCUCCUGGGAAAUAAAUUUGCUAUUCUGGACAAUGAAUGUGACAAAGAGCCGAAUGAAGUUUCUAAAGCCAAACCCAAACCGCCCCCAAUUUAUUUACGAGAGCAAAACUGUAGUGAGCUCGUGAAUAAAUUAACCUAG